AUGGGACAGCAUGGUUACCCACCGGCGACGCUGCCUCACUAUCUUCCACUCGUCUAUUUUUCCGAUCCUACACUCCCACCGCCAUGGACUGGCAUGUUCGACGGUAACCUUGGGGUGGUGUACUAUUGGAACGCCCAAACCAACGUUUCUCAGUAUGAACAUCCGGCCUCUUCCAGUUACCCAACCACCCAUCUCAUCAAUUCUCCAAUCCCCCAAUUUUGGAACUCACAUGUGCCGCUGGACUACACAACCAACUCGCCUCACCGUCUCACAACACCGACGCCCACCGAUCUUGCUGCACCCUCUAACAUGGGAACCGGCUCCGUUGCACAUCCGCUUCAUACCUCUCUGGAAAUCCCAGACCCGAAUUCAAAGCCCCAUCUGGACUAUGCAACUCACAAACCCAGAUUGUCCAAGCGAGAGAAACGUAGAAAGCUCCUUGCUUUGCGAGGUUCAGAGGCGGAAGGAGGAGGAGAAGAAAAAGAAGAAGAAGAGGAAGAAAAUGGAUCUUUGAGUUCAGAGGAAAAUGAGGUUGUGAAGGAGGAGGCUAAGAAGCCAAAGAAAAAGAAUAAGAAGAAGAAGAGAAAGGAGCCAAAGAAUGAGGAAGAGAAGAAGGAUGGUGAGCUUGGGACUGAGGAGCGGAGUGUCAAAGAGACGGGUAACAACAGUGAUAGAAAAGCGAAUGGGGAUGUUCCUACAAAGGUUUUUGUGGGAGGCAUUCCUUAUUACUCGACUGAGGACGAUAUUCGAAGUUACUUUGAAGGCUGUGGCACAAUAACUGAAGUUGAUUGUCUGAGGUUUCCUGAGAGUGGGAAGUUUAGAGGAAUUGCUAUUAUUAGCUUCAAGACAGAAGCUGCAGCUAAACGAGCCUUGGCUCUUGAUGGAGCUGAAAUGGGUGAACUAUUUCUGAAAAUCCAGCCUUACAAGGCAACUCGAGCCAAUAAAGUAUCUGAUUUUGCCCCACAAACUGUGGAGGGGUACAAUAGAAUCUAUGUUGAAAAUUUGUCAUGGGAUAUUACUGAGGAUGAUCUGAAGAAACUUUUCUCAGAUUGCAAGAUAUCAUCUAUACAUUUUGGUACGGAUGAGGAAACAGGGGAAUUCCGAGGUUAUGCUGACGUGAAUUUCUCUGAUAGUCUCUCGCUGACGCUGGCAUUGAAGUUAGAUCAGAAGGUUGUAUGUGGAAGACCUGUCAAGAUAAGCUGUGCAGUACCUCUGAAAAGAGUGGAGAUCCCUUCAAAAUCUGCACCUAUGACUUCGAGUACCCUUUCAAUAUCAGUAGCCCCAACCACAGGUGCCCAUUUGAUACCAGUAACUACAACUACAGAUACAGGAGCUGAUAAUACUGAGUUGAGUUCUGUCAGUGGUAAGAUUAAAAGGAGGACAUGCUACCGGUGUGGUGAAAAGGGACAUCUCUUGUCCGCUUGUCCAAUUUCAGCAACUAUGUUUUCAAGUACGCAUUCAAUAUCCAUAGCUACAACUACAAGUACUGAUUCGAUACCAGUAGCUACAACAAGAAGUACCAAUUCGAUUCCAGUAGCUACAACUACAAGGACCAAUUCGAUACCAGUAGCUGCAACUACAAGGACCAAUUCGAUACCAGUAGCUACAACUACAAGUACAGGAGCUGAUAAUGGUGGGUUGAGUGCCGUCAGUGGUAAGAUUAAGAGAAGGACAUGCUACCGGUGUGGUGAAAAGGGACACCUCUUGUCCGCUUGUCCAAUUUCAGCAACUACAUUUUCAAGUACCCAUUCAAUAUCCAUAGCCACAACUACAAGUACUGAUUCGAUACCAGUAGCUACAACAAGAAGUACCAAUUCAAUACCAGCAGCUACAACUACAAGGACCAAUUCGAUACCAGUAACUGCAGCUACAAGGACCAAUUCGAUACCAGUAGCUACAACUACAAGUACAGGAGCUGAUAAUGGUGGGUUGAGUGCUGUCAGUGGUAAGAUGAAGAGAAGGACAUGCUACUGGUGUGGUGAAAAGGGACAUCUCUUGUCCGCUUGUCCAAUUUCAGCAACUACGUUUUCAAGUACCCAUUCAAUAUCCAUAGCUACGACUACAAGUACUGAUUCAUGCCACUAGCUACAACUACAGGUGCCAAUUCGAUACCAGUAGCUACAACUACGAGGACCAAUUCGAUACCAGUAGCCAGAAGCUGAUAAUGUUGGGUUGAGUGCCAUCAGUGGUAAGAUUAAGAGAAGGACAUGCUACCGGUGUGGUGAAAAGGGACAUCUCUUAUCCGCUUGUCCAAUUUCAGCAACGUUUUCAAGUACCCGUUCAAUAUCCAUAGCUACAACUACAAGUACUGAUUGAUACCUGUAGCUUUAACGACUAGUACCAAUUCGAUACCAGUAGCUACAACUACAUGUACAGGAGCUGAUAAAGGUGGGUUGAGUGCCAUCAGUGGUAAGAUUAAGAGAAGGACAUGCUACCGGUGUGGUGAAAAGGGACAUCUCUUAUCCGCUUGUCCAAUUUCAGCAACGUUUUCAAGUACCCGUUCAAUAUCCAUAGCUACAACUACAAGUACUGAUUGAUACCUGUAGCUUUAACGACUAGUACCAAUUCGAUACCAGUAGCUACAACUACAUGUACAGGAGCUGAUAAAGGUGGGUUGAGUGCCAUCAGUGGUAAGAUUAAGAGAAGGACGUGCUACACGUCUGGUGAAAAGGGUCAUAUAUCUUCAGUUUUUCCAAAGAAGCAAUCUCCUGAUAACAAUGCGAGCAUGGACAGUGUCCUACGUUUUCCUGUUAACUAUAUGUUGGAAAAACAUAUUAUCCUUCUCAUCAAACUCACCAUGUCAAAUAGAAUGAAGAAGUGUUGCCAAUGUCUAGUCCAGUGGAAAAAGGUAUUGACUUGCAGACCAGUAAUAUCAAGUUCGAACCUUUGUAGUACCUUGAUAGGGUUAGUGUGUGCGUGUGUGUGUGCGUGUGUGUGUGUGUGUUUAUUGAUUGUAUUUAUAAAAUUU
Messenger RNA from Prunus mume (Japanese apricot), 2968 nucleotides. The record is from RefSeq and is a predicted model, not a curated record. NCBI's taxonomy places the organism in Eukaryota, Viridiplantae, Streptophyta, Magnoliopsida, Rosales, Rosaceae.